UUUCUCCCGCUCUCUGUGUGCCACUUCAUCCCAAUACCCGCCCACUCAUUCUAGGCGGGAGAGGCACCAACUCACACAAUGGAAAUAGAUUCAUCAUCAUCAUCAUCAUUACCUGUUCCUGUGCCCAAAGAUCCUCCAAAGAUUCAUCGUCUAAACGAGUCCGUGGUUAAUCGAAUCGCCGCUGGAGAGGUUAUUCAACGACCCGUAUCGGCGGUGAAAGAGCUAGUGGAGAACAGUCUAGAUGCCCACUCUACCUCCAUUAACGUUGUCGUCAAGGACGGUGGCCUCAAACUCAUCCAAGUCUCCGAUGAUGGUCAUGGUAUUCGAUAUGAGGAUUUGCCUAUACUAUGCGAGAGGCACACUACGUCGAAGCUGUCCACUUUUGAGGAUUUGCAGUCGAUAAAGUCGAUGGGCUUCAGGGGAGAGGCGUUGGCUAGUAUGACCUAUGUGGCUCAUGUGACGGUCACCACCAUCACUGAAGGUCAGUUGCACGGCUACAGAGUAUCUUAUAGAGAUGGUGUCAUGGAGAACCAGCCGAAGGCGUGUGCGGCUGUGAAAGGGACUCAGAUAAUGAUAGAGAACUUGUUCUAUAACAUGAUUGCUCGGAGGAAGACACUCCAUAAUUCUGCUGAUGAUUAUUCAAAAAUUGUAGACUUGCUAUGCCGGUUUUCCAUUCAUCACAUAAAUGUGAGCUUUUCUUGCAGAAAGCAUGGAGCUGCCAGAGCAGAUGUACAUUCAGUAGCCACAUCUUCAAGGCUGGAUUCCAUCCGAUCUGUUUAUGGGGUCUCAGUUGCUCGCAAUCUAAUGAAAAUAGAAGCUUCAGACAGUGAUCCCUCUAGUUCAGUUUUUGAUAUGAAUGGAUUCAUAUCAAAUUCUAAUUACAUUGCAAAGAAAAUGACAAUGGUGCUUUUUAUCAAUGAUAGACUUGUGGAAUGCAAUGCUUUGAAGAGAGCUCUUGAAAUUGUUUAUGCUGCCACCUUACCGAAAGCAUCAAAGCCUUUUGUAUACAUGUCCAUUGUGUUGCCAUCUGAUCACAUUGAUGUGAAUGUGCAUCCAACAAAGAGAGAGGUAAGCCUUCUGAAUCAGGAAAUUAUUGUUGAAAAGAUACAAUUGGCUGUAGAAUCAAAGUUGAGGAGCUCAGAUGAAGCAAAGACAUUUCAUGAACAGGUACAACACCGGCUCCUGGUGACUCUUGCCCUCCUCCAUCUUCACCUAUUCCGAUCUCGCCUUCAACAGACAAUGCUACUCCUCCCAUUGCCAUCUGAAAAGACGGUGGAUCCUUCUCCAAGUUGUCAUUUGAGUACAAGCAAGGAUUUGAAUGUUGAACCCUCACUCUCUGGGUCAAAAUCACAAAAAAUUCCUGUGAAUAAAAUGGUAAGAACUGAUGUGUUGGAUCCAGCUGGAAGGUUGCAUGCCUACUUUGAAGCCAAGCCUCUUCACCCUCUUGUAAAGAAUUCUACCUUGACUGCUGUAAGGUCUUCGGUUAGGCAAAGAAGGAACCCAAAGGAAACUGCUGAUCUCACUAGCAUUCAAGAGCUGAUUAAUGAUAUUGAUUGCAACUGUCAUUCUGGUCUGCUGGACAUUGUACGACAGUGCACAUAUAUUGGAAUGGCAGAUGAUAUUUUUGCAUUGCUUCAGCAUAGUACUCAUUUGUACCUUGCAAAUGUAGUGAACUUGAGCAAAGAGCUUAUGUAUCAACAAGUUCUACGCCGGUUUGCACAUUUUAAUGCUAUACAACUAAGUGAUCCGGCCCCCUUGCCAGAGCUCAUUAUGUUGGCUUUGAAAGAAGAAGACUUGGAUCCAGAAUCGAAUGAAAAUGAUGACCUGAAAGAGAAGAUUGCAGAAAUGAAUACUGAGUUGCUGAAGGAAAAGGCUGAAAUGCUAGAAGAGUAUUUCUGCAUUUAUAUUGACUCUCAUGGAAAUUUAUCUAGGCUUCCUGUUAUACUUGACCAGCACAUGCCCGACAUGGAUCGAAUCCCUGAAUUGGUACUUUCUUUGGGCAAUGAUGUUAAUUGGGAGGAUGAGAAGGUAUGCUUUCAGACAAUUGCAGCAGCUCUUGGAAACUUUUAUGCUAUGAACCCUCCUUUAUUGCCCAAUCCAUCUGGUGAUGGUUUGCAGUUCUACAAAAGGAGAAGACCUGUAAAUAAUCUCGACAAUGAGGAAGGUCCCACUGAUAUAGCGGAUGGUUCAAAUGAGGAUGAAAUUGAGCAUGAUCUGUUAGCUGAGGCAAAGACUACAUGGGCCCAACGUGAAUGGUCGAUUCAGCAUGUCUUGUUUCCCGCCAUGAGACUCUUUUUCAAACCACAAGCUUCAAUGGCUACAAAUGGAACAUUUGUUCAGGUAGCUUCAUUGGAGAAACUUUAUAAAAUUUUUGAGAGAUGCUAGCUGAAAAUGGAAGAUCAGAAUUAUUCUUUUGUUACUGGACUGAGAGGGGUUGAGCAAUUAGUGCUCUAUGAUUGGUGCAUCUUUUUGACUUCAUAUUGUGUACGUGUUUUGUAAAGAAAUAACCUCUGGACUCUUGAUGAUUUUGGAUACCUGGAAGAUGAACCAGUUUCAAUCUAUUAGACUGUAGCUGAAUUUUGUGGUGCAGUAGAUCACUUACAAAUGAAGCACGAGUGCUUCUACUUCUAGGUGUCAUAAUUCAUCAAACCAGUGCUCAUAA
Hevea brasiliensis (rubber tree) is the source of this 2662-nucleotide messenger RNA. RefSeq names its product DNA mismatch repair protein MLH1. Gene Ontology annotation, biological process: mismatch repair. The record is from RefSeq and is a predicted model, not a curated record. The transcript has 17 exons. Gene Ontology annotation, cellular component: MutLalpha complex. NCBI's taxonomy places the organism in Eukaryota, Viridiplantae, Streptophyta, Magnoliopsida, Malpighiales, Euphorbiaceae. Gene Ontology annotation, molecular function: ATP hydrolysis activity; ATP binding; mismatched DNA binding. Bases 79 to 2385 code for a protein of 768 amino acids.